Messenger RNA from Tigriopus californicus, 2660 nucleotides. RefSeq lists its product as uncharacterized. Lineage: Eukaryota; Metazoa; Arthropoda; Copepoda; Harpacticoida; Harpacticidae. The transcript is spliced from 9 exons. Gene Ontology annotation, biological process: potassium ion transmembrane transport; stabilization of membrane potential. Gene Ontology annotation, molecular function: potassium ion leak channel activity. Gene Ontology annotation, cellular component: membrane. The coding region runs from base 519 to 2573 and encodes 684 amino acids. The record is from RefSeq and is a predicted model, not a curated record.
UUGAAUGUAAAUUGAACCCUAACAAACGUGGUGAUAUCGGGAUUGCCCGAAGUGUGUGCUGAUAUGUCCGAGCUCUUCCAGAAGUGAUUGGACGGUAAAACCGGUGGUGAGGCAGUGUUUCGUCAUCAAGUGAUUGUUGUUGGUAAACAAGUUUCAAAGUUUUACGUCAACAAGUCACCAAGAAAGGCUCGAGAGAUUUUCCAAGGCUGAUAAGCCCGAGAACGAGAUAUCUGCAUAUUUGAUCGUCAAUGAUCAUUAUUGCUCAAUUAAAAGGCGAUCGGCAUCUCGCUGAUGUAAUGACUCUGUACUCACAAUGAGAUAAUAUAACAACAGAUCUGACUGAUUUCAUUGAUAAUCGAGGUCACCAACGGAUAUCUCUCCUGAGCCAGACAACUCCGUCCCAACGUGUUCGGGAAUUUGUACGCCACGAUUCCUGAAGAAUUGUGGAACCCACGUGGUUCAGCAAUCACAGUGAAGUGAGCCAGUGAGUCAGUGUCUCCAAACGUGUGAGUGACAAGAUGAUGUCCUUUCGGAAUUGGUUUCUUCUCCUCGUCAUCUAUGUGUUGUACCUUCUUUUGGGUGGAUAUAUCUUCCGUUGGCUGGAAAACCCAGAGGAUUGCGACCGGAAACACGCCUUGUUCCAACGAAAAGCUCAAGCCAAAGAGGAGAUCAGUCAGUUCUUAGGCACACUCUCUCGAAAUCAGUUGGACAGUUUCACCCAAAUCGUGGAAGAUGUAGACGAAGUAUUGGAGGGCUACAAACUUCCGGGAUUCUUUGGCUUUUCCAUUCGUUAUCCGGAAGACGAGCUCACUUUACAUCCAAGUCUCGACAAUGUUACCAACUCAAGCAUGCACGGAUUGGAGAGCUUUGACUUGGCUGAGGAAUGUUCCACGUGGAAUUUGUACAAUGCGGUGUUUUUUUCCUUUACGGCACUUACAACUAUUGGUUACGGCCAUCUGUCACCCUCGACGCAAGCUGGGAAAGCGGUUUGUAUCCUGUAUUCACUUUUGGGGAUUCCAAUCAAUGGUGUUUUGAUUGGCUCUUUGGCCACUUUCUUUGGUAACAGGAUCAACAAGUUAAAGAAAAGGACCUCAAAGAAAACUCAGAAGGCGAGUGGAUUCAAAGGAAAACGAUAUCUGAGAGUUUUCUUGGAGAUCAUAUUUUAUCUGAUUCCCGGAUUGGGGAUCUUCGUGUUCAUUCCCGCGGGCGUUUUCUGCCUCAUCGAAGAUGGAUGGACAUAUUUGGACAGCUUUUAUUAUGCCUUUGUCACUCUGACCACAAUUGGAUUUGGAGAUUACGUGGCGGGUCGAGAUCAGGAGGUCGUGAAGAAAUUGGGCGGUUGGGGCAUUGUCUACGAAAUUGGUCUGAUUGUCUGGAUCGUUUUCGGCUUGGGCUACUUGAUCAUGAUCAUCAGCAAUAUCACCAUGUCACUCCAGAAACCGGCACGAAAAGCAGCCAAGCGGAUCAAAAUGGCCGAGAAGGUCAUGGUGUCGAGGAUCAUUCAUGAAAUCUUGGUUAUGAGAUCUAAGGGAUCAGGUGAGAAACUGUACGAUGAUGAGCCACGAGGAGUUCGGAUCUCGGACUCCGAGCCUUGUUUGGUGAGUCCCAAGGGCGACGACGUUCCAGAUGAAGACCAGGUCAUUCGUAAGACCCAAUCAUCUUAUGAGCUCGACCAAGCCGAGAGAGAUCAAAAUGAUAUUACACCCGAAACACUGGACAUACCAAAAAUCCAGAAGAAUAUUCAAAACAUUGUGGAUGAGGAAAUGGCCCCGGUGAAAGAAUCUGUGGAUCACUCAGAAGCACAUGACUCCUAUCAGGAGAGCUUAGAUCGAGUGCCUUCCCUCCAAAAUCUGUUCAACGAGACGGGCCCGUUCGCUCGACGGAGAUCUUCGACCACCUACAAAUACACGAACGAUGGUCUCACUCAAACUGAUGUUCCCAAGCGAAAGCCCGUCCUUCGAAAAGGCGCUCGAUCGAUCUCCAUGCAACACCCACAACUAUUUGUGACAGACGCGCCCAAGAAAAGAGGUGGCGGGAAACCCAGAGCCAGAUCUCGUACAUUGUCCGUUUCCGAGCGAGUUGACAGUGUUCCAUUUACGCCCACGAGAGAACUAUUUGAACGGUCAGACCUAUCCUCUUUGUCCAAUUUGGAUGGUUUGGAAGAUAUACUCCGUGAUGUGACUUUGGAGGAAUUUGCUCUUGCCACUCAGAAAGUAAUGAAUGACGAUUCCAAGCGAUUCAAAGGAGCUGAUCAAGGCCAUGUAAACGAGAGUGAGGAAGAGGAUGAGGAGCAUGGCGAUAAAAUUGAUGACUUCCCCACUUCGCGGGAACAAAGCAGCAGCAGGCCAAGAGAUCAACACGCCGAUCGACGUGACGAAGAAGCCGGGACGAAUCGCCGACGAUCAAACCUGAUCAAUCCGGAACUCAUCCGGCAAUUAAGCUCUUUGUUUGGGAGUGGAGCUAAACGAGGUUCGGCUACUUUUACCAUCGGAUCCAAGCCGAGAACUGUGAGCGAAAGCUCGUCCCGAUCCAUGGAUGUGUCAGGGAGAACCAUGGAUUCAUACGUACCCUAAACAUAAAUUUGACUUGCCUUAGAAUUAUUUAUAUUUAUCCCUACACAACAAGCACAAAAAAAAGAUAAUCAAGAGAAUACCUACUAA